AUGCCAAUUCCCCAGUAUCCCAACGUGGAACCCGGCCUACCCGCUCAAUCAGCAAAACUACAACCACAACAACACUGCUCACCACUGAGCCACUGGGUCACCCGCACUACAAGUGACAACAUAGCCAACAACAACAACAACAAUAAUAAUAAUAACAAUUCUUCACCACUACACAUAGGCAAUCUCGAUGAUCCAAGUUUAUUCCGGUCCCGACCAAGGCAAGGACAACGACGACGACGGCCACCACGUGCGGUUCGAGUGCUGCUUGCACUACGUCAUUCUGCUCGCGCACAGUGGCUUGUAGCUUGUACAUUUUUGGCCACAGUACUAUGUAUCCAGCUUGUGUCAUUAUUUUUUUCCGGGUCUUGGUCAUCGGGUCUCGACAAUAGUGAAUACAACAAAUUGGCAGGACUUGGGCGGAGGCCAGGACAAGCAUUGUCAACAGACUUGUUAUGGGCAAAACAAAAUUGGCGAGGAACAGAAGGGAGGGGGAAAGGAAAGGGAAGAGGAAAAGGAAAAGGAGGAGGAGGAGGAGGAGGAGGAGGAGGAGGAGGAGAAGGUGGAGGAAGAACCGGGACCCGGGGUCAACAAAGGGUCCUAAACGGUGCGGCUACUUUCGAGGUAGUUACUAAACCAUACAUUUACCCAGACUUGAGCAAAAUAGAAGAGUACCGACGAACAAAAACACUAGAGUUGCCAGACGGAACACGUGCACUAUCACGCACUCAUGCAUACAUUUAUCGAGACCCCAAUGGGUCAUCCAAGUCCCGGAUCCGGCGGUUUGUGAGCCGCAUGUUUGGACAGCUACAACGGUGGAGGAACCACUAUCAUCAACAACAACAACAACAACAACAAAAAGGAGCCAAUUUAGCUACAACCAUUGCAACCGAUCCUCGAAGUCUUGCUCGGGCCCAACAUGUGAUUGCGACGCAGGGUGACGACUUUGAACAAACCCAUGCAUCGCCUCCACUUGUACUAGUUGUUGGGCUCGAUGCAGACCGGUAUCCCAAGAGCUACCUCGACAAGGUAGUGCGAGACCGGCUGUCAUAUGCACACCGCCAUGGCUAUGGAGUGUAUAUCCGGUAUUUGCAAGACUUUGUGUCGCAAGACGAGCGCGAAGCUCCUCCAGACAAGAUGCUAUCGACAUUGGAAUUUGCCAAGGUUGCUCUUAUGCGUGAGGCCAUGUAUGCUUUCCCACGCGCAGGAUGGUUAUGGUGGCUUGACCAAGAUGCCGUUAUUAUGAAUCAUGCAUUUGAUUUUGCUGGGCGCGUGCUACUGAAUAAGAAUGCUCUUGAACGUCUCAUGCUUCGAGAUAAACCAAUCAUUCCACCAGCAUCCAUCAUUCACACUUACAAAAAUGUUCCUGCACGACAAGUACGGGUUCUAAUGAUGCAAAACGAUGCAGGUAUUAACUUGGCCUCAUUUGUAAUCCGCAAUGACCCAUUAUAUGGCCAUUUACUUGUGGACUAUCUUUCGGAUCCUUUGCAACGUAGGUACGCUGGGUUUCGUGCUGCCGGGACCGGAAAGGCACUGAAUGCUGCUGUUACGCAUUUACUACAAUGGCACCCUGCACUUUUGUCUCGCAUGGCACUUGUUUCUCCCAAGCUAUUGGGAGCGUACCCUGAUGACCAUGCUCUAGUGCGAGGUGCGGCAUACGCUCCAGGAGACUUUGUGUACCUCCUCAAGUCAUCACUACUUGCAAACCGUGGAGUGCUUGAUGUGGAUUUUAUUACGGAUGAGUGGGCAAUUAUGAAGAGUUCAUCGGUUGCUGCGGGGUCUGUAACCUCCCCUGCACCACCCUCGGAGGCCCAGUGGCGGAUGAUGAAGGGUAAUUAA
Magnusiomyces paraingens is the source of this 1836-nucleotide messenger RNA. RefSeq lists its product as uncharacterized. NCBI's taxonomy places the organism in Eukaryota, Fungi, Ascomycota, Dipodascomycetes, Dipodascales, Dipodascaceae. The transcript has a single exon. The record is from RefSeq and is a predicted model, not a curated record. Gene Ontology annotation, molecular function: alpha-1,6-mannosyltransferase activity. Gene Ontology annotation, biological process: protein N-linked glycosylation. Bases 1 to 1836 code for a protein of 611 amino acids. Gene Ontology annotation, cellular component: Golgi membrane; mannan polymerase complex.